AUGGUACCUCCUCCACCGGGACCGGGUGCUGCGGCGGCCCCGAGCAGUAUCUUGCCUCUUGAGCUGAUGGACAGGUGCAUCGGAUCGAGCGUUUGGAUUAUCAUGAAGAGCAAUGGCAGGGAGCUCGUAGGGACUUUGAGAGGCUUUGAUGAUUACGUCAGUGAGUACAAGCUAUAUGCGCCUCGUUUGAAGACCUACGGGGCAUAUCAUGGAGAUGCUCGGCUGCGAGAGCCGGUUUGCGAUCCACUGCGAUUGCGCUUGCGCUCGGACGCACCGGGCAAAAAGGCCGAGAAGAAAGGAAGCGACAGGGCGUGACCUGUGCUCGAAGCAUCGCAAGCCUGCUAGAUUGGCCUGCGCUGUGCUGACUUGCCUUCUCAUGUCUAAUGCAGACAUGGUGUUGGACGAUGUAACCGAAUGGGAGGGCCAUGGUGAGAGCAGAAAGAAGACAAAGUUGAAGCAGACCCUCUUGAAUGGUGCCAACAUCUGCAUGGUGAGUAUGCCUGCUCAGCAAAGAUUGACAAGCAAGAUGCAAAAGCUGGGAAUUCGAGGAAAGCUGAUGGCUCCGUCGAUCUGUUUCAUUCACAGAUGAUUCCAGGGGGAACAGGACCAGAUUCAUGA
Molecule: messenger RNA, 618 nt
Organism: Ceraceosorus bombacis
Lineage: Eukaryota; Fungi; Basidiomycota; Exobasidiomycetes; Ceraceosorales; Ceraceosoraceae
Source: the annotation of a GenBank genome assembly